AUGUCGGUCCCAUGCCUAGUCGAGAACGAUGCGUUGGCAGAUUGGGCGGCCUGGGACGAGAGUCUCGCUCUGUUGCGGUUCUAUUCCCGAGCUCAAGGCCACCAUCAACGCCAGAGUUCGGCUAGGGAGCACUUGAUGGGUUCCCUGUAUGCCCAUCUCCCGUGCUCUGAGGUUGACUGGGCGCUGGAGGGGACGGCUGUGUGUCGUGUUGUGGGCAUCGGCUGUUAUGGCCUAGAUAUCCCAGGUUGGGCUAGACUCCAAAGACACCUCCAAACCGCGGCGCAUUUGCGCCAUGAAGAGGCACUCGCUGCCGCGUGGGUUGAGACGGCGCAACAGGUAGCGGUGGUGGAGGAUGGGGGACUCCCUGCAGAAAGAGCCAUGAAUUCCGCGCAUUCUUCAGUUGGGGAUGGAGAGGCUCUUCGGUUACCCUUGGAUGCGGUGAUCCCGGACUCCGAUUCGGAGGGGACCACUCCCGGAGCCGGUGUCCAAACGGGCCGGAGAUCGGAUCUCCAAGAUCAUCAGGGCUAG
Fusarium graminearum PH-1 is the source of this 528-nucleotide messenger RNA. RefSeq lists its product as uncharacterized. The coding region runs from base 1 to 528 and encodes 175 amino acids. The record is from RefSeq and is a predicted model, not a curated record. The transcript is spliced from 4 exons. NCBI's taxonomy places the organism in Eukaryota, Fungi, Ascomycota, Sordariomycetes, Hypocreales, Nectriaceae.